Guyanagaster necrorhizus is the source of this 1619-nucleotide messenger RNA. RefSeq names its product guanine nucleotide binding protein, alpha subunit. Gene Ontology annotation, cellular component: heterotrimeric G-protein complex; cytoplasm. The transcript has 10 exons. The record is from RefSeq and is a predicted model, not a curated record. Gene Ontology annotation, molecular function: G protein-coupled receptor binding; GTPase activity; guanyl nucleotide binding. NCBI's taxonomy places the organism in Eukaryota, Fungi, Basidiomycota, Agaricomycetes, Agaricales, Physalacriaceae. Bases 142 to 1530 code for a protein of 462 amino acids. Gene Ontology annotation, biological process: adenylate cyclase-modulating G protein-coupled receptor signaling pathway.
AAAAAAAGGCCGUUAUGGUGAACUGCCUCCCGUGAUUGAUUUCGAGCAGAAGGGCUCAAUAUCAAUAAGAUGAAAGGCGCCGUAUUCGUUUCUGAAUCUUGAGUAGCCCUCUUCCCCCUUCCUUUGUCUUCCUUUCCCUUGAUGGCUGUCGCUCCUACUCCUCCUGCUGUGAUUACGACGUCGUCGGUGAUACCGUGCGAGGGGGACGACCCUUUAACAUUGGCCUUGGCACCUCCGCCUGAUGAGACGGCAGAACAGAGAGAACAGAGAGAGGCAGCAGAGGCAGAAGCGCAACGACGGAGCGAUGAUAUUGACGAGCAGCUUCAGAAAGAACGGGAGCUCGAGAAGCGGAAAAAGAGGCCGGUCAAGCUACUGCUACUAGAUUUCCAAUUGACCUACGCUCGCCGAGAAUGGACCGAGGAACGCCUGCUCUGGAAAUCUGUCAUCUUCUUCAACCUGGUCCGGAAUGUCAAUGACAUCCUCGACAUCCUCGCUCAGGAAAUGACCCGGUCUGCCGUUACCCACGCUGACAACAACAGUGACGAUUCCUCAGCCGACGAGUCCCCCACUGUGCCGCUAAAGUUCAAGGAGACCCACCGCCUGCUCAAACUCCGCCUCGGGCCCCUGCGCCGAAUCCAGACGGACCUCGAGCGGAGACUGGGAAACGCGGCCAUUGAACUCAAGACGACGGAUGUGAUGACUGCUGCGCCAUUCAAUAAGCCCGCUAUCAAUGAGUUUUCGAUAAACGCGAGAAAUGGGUGGAAGACGGCGUUUGACAAGCUCAAGGCGAUGCGGCGCCCGGAGAUGGACGCUCUGCAGCAGAUGAAGGAUGACGAGGAUGAGAUCGCAGAUGUCGUUGCAGGGUGCAGAGAAGAUAUGAAGGCCAUUUGGGAGGACCCGGUGAUCCGAGAGAUGCUUGCCAGGAGGAGGGAUAGGAUCGAGGAUUCUCCUGGAUUCUUCCUGCACGACGCCGAACGUAUUGCCGUCCGGAAUUACCAACCUACCGACGACGAUAUCAUCCGUGCAAGAUUGCGGACAUUGGGCGUGCAGGAGUAUAGAUUCAUCUUUGAUCAUGGUCGGACCGUUGGGCAAGAGUGGCGCUUAUAUGAUGUGGGUGGAACUCGGAGCAGCCGAGCAGCGUGGCAACCAUACUUUGAUGAUGAUCGUCGGGUAAACCGGCUUGAAGACAGCUACAUGCUUUGGAAAUCCGUCUGCGCCUGCAAACUCCUUUCGCAAACACAGAUAAUCCUUUUCCUCAAUAAAUGCGACCUCCUCCAAGCCAAACUAGCACGAGAUGUCAAGAUCAGAGAUUUCGUACCGAGUUAUGGGGAUCGCGGCAACAAUCUGACCACAGCUAGCAAAUACUUCCAACAGCACUUCCGAGAGAUCUUGAGGCAGAACUCGCCCGUGCAAAGACCGUUCUAUGUGCAUAUGACUUCUGUGAUUGAUACACGGUCGACGGCGGCUACUCUGGGAGCUGUUGAGGAAACCAUCCUUCGCAAUCACCUCCGUCGUGCCGAUCUUAUGUGAACAAUGAUUGGUGAUUAUGUGAAUUUUUCUCCUCGUCUCGGGGACACCUUCCUUUUUUUUCCUUGUAUUAUAUUCGGUUGGCAAUAAGU